Myzus persicae (green peach aphid) is the source of this 2071-nucleotide messenger RNA. Its product is annotated as 52 kDa repressor of the inhibitor of the protein kinase-like. The transcript has a single exon. NCBI's taxonomy places the organism in Eukaryota, Metazoa, Arthropoda, Insecta, Hemiptera, Aphididae. The record is from RefSeq and is a predicted model, not a curated record. The annotation marks the transcript as partial.
AAAGGGAAAGCUGAAAAACGGUAUUUGCGUGUCAAUCAUUUCGAGAAAUACUCGUGGUUAGAAUAUUCAAAUAUAAAACAUGGUUUGUUUUGUAAAACUUGUGUAUUGUUUCUGACUUCAAGUCUUGGUGGAAUGCAUAAGACACAACCAUUAAAAACCUUAGUAACUGAGCCCCUAAAAAAAUAUGCGAAAUUGCUAGGUAAAGAUGGAGCUUUGGAUGUACACAAUAAUACUAUUUAUCAUAAGAAUGCUGCACAACAAGCAAUUGAUUUUCUAACCACAUACUCUGAACCGUCUAAAGAAAUAAUAAAUAUAUUACAUUCAAAAAGAAAUGAAGAAAUACAAGAAAACAGGGCUCGAUUACGGCCAAUUAUUGAUAGUAUUGUAUUUUUGGGGCGACAAAACAUACCUCUUCGUGGUCAUCGAGACGAUGGUAGAGAAAUGUUUGGGGGACAAAAUGAAUCAGUGAUAAAUUGUGGUAAUUUUAAAGAAAUAUUAAAAUUUAGAGUUGAUUCUGGUGAUCAUUUGCUUGAGAAUCAUUUAAGAACAUCUCAUUCCAAUGCAACAUAUAUCAGUAAUGUCAUUCAAAAUGAGAUCAUUGAAUGUUGUCGACAAGAAAUUUUACAUGUUAUUAUGUUGGAAGCAAAUGAAGCCAAAUAUUAUAGUGUUAUAUUUGAUGAAACUACAGAUAUAUCUAAUGCUUCACAAAUCACUUUAAAUAUCCGUUACGUUUUCAAAGAUCAAGUUCUGGAAAGAUUUAUAGGUUUUAUAGAUUGCCAUAAAUAUAUAUUUGACAAAGAAAAGGGACAUUUGUCAGAUAUUAAUGAGGAAGAUGAAAGUGUUGAGCACUCUGAGCCAAAAAUUACAGGAGAACUAUUAGGAGAAACUGUUGUAAAUAUAUUAAAAGAUUUUGGAUUCAAUUUAGAUACAUGUGUUGGUAUUGGCACUGAUGGAUGCUCAGUCAUGGUAUCCACAGCUCGAGGUGCAGUACAACAAAUUCAAAAAUAUGCAAAAAAUGCCAUUCACUGCCCAUGCUCAAAUCAUGCUCUAAAUUUGAGUAUUUCAAAGUCAUCCACGGUGCAAUAUGUUCGUAACUGUAUAGGAGUUAUUAAAGAAGUAAUUUCAUUUUUUCAUGUCUCUCCUAAGCGUAAUUUCGUACUUAAAAAUAAUUUGUCACAUCGAACCACUCUUUCUGGGUUGUGUGAAACCCGUUGGAUAGAAAGACAUGACAGUGUUCUACAAUUCAAAAAUUCCUUAUUAGAGAUAGUAGAUGCACUAAAUGAAAUUUCACAAUGGGAAGACAAUAUCUCUUCAACAAAAUACAACAUUUUAGUAUCUGCCAUUUGUAACUGUGAUUUUAUUUUAACAAUAUUUGUAUUAUCCAGUACAUUAAGUGUAACAUUUCCUAUCAGCAAAUUACUCCAAGGAAAAGAUGAAGAUAUUUUCACAGCAUCUAAAUAUAUCAAGGACAUAAUUUCUACUCUUAAAAAAUAUAGAAGUAACUGUGAUGAGGAAUUUAAUUCAAUAUUUAGAGAAAGUGAAAAUAUAUUAAAAACACUUAAUGUUGAAGUAAAGCUACCAAGACUUUAUGGACGUCAGAAAUAUAGAAGCAACAUAACAAAUAUAGAUAAACCAGAAGAUUACUAUCGUAUUAAUUUAUACAUUCCACUACUAGACAGUAUUUUAGAAGACUUAAAUUCCCGUUUUAUCAAUAAAGAAAAUAAAAAUCUCUUAGCAUUAAUGCAAUUGGUACCAAGUAAUAUAGUACAAGUAAAAGAUGACAAAGCACUUAAGCCCGCAAUAGAAUACAUGUCUGCAAUCAUCAAUGAGCAAACCUUAUUUAAACAUUUACCGAUGGAUAACAUUCAAUCCGAACUUAACAUUUGGUAUUCAAUGUGGUGCAGGCACAAAUUAGAAGGUACUAUAGAUAUUUCCUAAUUUUUUCUAUUUGUUGGCUUUAUUAUUACUAUUAACUGAAAAAUAUUUUGUGAAAACCUAUUUUGAUUUUGCUUUCAGGUAAAGAUAUACAUAAAAAUGUUUUGGAAUCUCUAUCUGAAUGUGAUAAGACAGU